AUGAGAUCCUUCAUAUUUGAUCCAGAAGUAAGUUUAUCCGGUUUCGUUGACAUCACAAAACAUUUUGUUCUUUUCAAAAAUGCCACAUAGUGGUUUACUAUUAAACUUCAGAAAGAUCUCUUCGAUUCGGAUCUAAUUGAAGAGCACAUAGGAAGUCAGCCGUUGCUCGCCGCCAGCUUGUUUUCACUGAUUGCCUGUUCGUUCGGUCUUGUCGUAUUUGCCGUCAUUUUCCUGACCUGUCGACUGCGCGGACAAUGCGGUUCACAGAAGUAUCAAGUAUUCAGUAACUCUAUAACAUCUGAGAAAAUGUAAAUGCCAUCAGGAAUAUCCAUCCAACUCCACCAACUAUGCCAUCUACCUCAUGCUCUUUUUCAUUUCCUGGAUUAUUGUGACUUCUGCCUCCGCCUACUUCGUUCUGGCUGGAGCUGGAUUUUGGAGUGAGAAGCUGGAUGCUCGAAAACCUGCUUUAAAGUUUUCGAAUUCAUCAAUUGUAGUGACUGGAUAGGUUUUGAAUGGAGAUGAGAUUUUUUUCCAUUUUCAGAGACUAUCUCGAAGCGCCAUCAGUGAACUGUUUGUAAACUAUGACUAUCAUGGAGAUUUUGAGAACGUUUCCGACACUUCAAAUACUUUUAUGAGCAAAUUGAAAAGAAUUCAUAUUGUGAGGGAAGAAAAUUGCGAAAAAAAAACGGAGAGUAUGUUCAGAGAAGACAACCUGCGCAAACGUUUCGAAAACGAAUUGAGAUUCCUUUGAGACCGUUAGCAGAAGUUCAGUUUACGGGAUCUUCUGGCAAGUUUAUUGUGAAAAACAAAGAGGCUGUGAGUCAAAUGAAUCCUGAAGAAGAAACAGAUGAAGCAGAAGUGGAUACUGUAAUUGUGAGUUUGAUUUCAUUAGACUCAUCCGAAUUAUUUUGUCCUCAGAACUUCCCAAAGCCUGUUCAACAAGAGCAACAUCCAGAAGACGACAACUUCAAUGAAUCUACAGAAGGACCGGAACACGAAGUUUCGAAUGAAUUGGAAGAGAAGAACCGAGGAAAUGUGUUGGUGGUUACGGGAGAGACAAUGCUCGUGGAAGCGGAUUAUGAACCAGAAGAUGCCUCUCAGUCAAAGGAAUACAAAGAAUCUGCGGAAAAUGAACUCAUUCCUGUCACAAUUACGACAAGAAUACCGGAAAAUGCUACAACUACGACACUAGCCCCUACUACAAUAGCACAGACUACAACUACGACUACUGUAACGUCCACUACAGUAACCACAAAGAAGCAAAAACCCGUGAAAACAACAACUGAAUCAAGUAGAGCUACAGUAACCACAACUCAAGUUUUACCAGAGACCACUUGGGAACAGAUUGAAGAUGUGAAAACGGUUAGUUCUCGCAAUUUGCAUGUGGACUUAUUUAACUUUUUAAAAUUUAAUUUCAUUUUUGACGUUUCUGAAGGGUCACGCAAAACUAAACUCAGAUUCAUAAACGUGUAACUUUUUUUAAAACAAUGCUGAUUUGAAGGAUGACGUCCUGGAUCAACUGCUCUCUUCUUCUUCCGAAACAACAGACGGGGCUUUAACAUACAAUCCGAACAUGACCUAUCUCAGCCUCCAUUCCAGAAUCCUCGUGUUCAUUUGUCGACUUACAUUCUGUUUUGUGGCUCUUGCUCUGGCCCUGGUCAUUUUGCCAACGUUCUUCUUGAUAGUCGCAGGCACUGGAUGUUACAUCUACAGUGACCAUCCAAUGAAUCGAAGCAGUGUAUCCAACAAAAUCGGACGAGUCGUCUCAGUGAAUGCAUCGAUCCUUCUCUUCAUGUCGCCGUGUCUGUUGAUAUUCUCUAGUUUCACACUAUUCUACACUCAUUCUCACGAGUUGCUGUGUGCAACAAUACAAUUACAACACCAGCAAGCGAAUGGAAUGGUACCACCGAACCAUCACAAGAGUCUCAUCGAAACGUACUCUAUCAACACGAACCAGUGCUCUCGGUCCCUGGCGCCCGUCCAAUCUCUUCUACUCUCUUCUCUCCUUCUCUGCGUUUCCCUACUUCCGUGCGUAUUCGCCAUGUUCAAACUUGUUAAGUACUAUUUCCGAAUGAGUUCGGAGUUCUAUUGGAAUGCGGCGGAUAACUAUGCGGGACGGCAGUUUUCGAAGCAACAAGUAUAGCGUACAACCGAGUGAAUUGAUAGUAAUAAUAGUUGAUAUUUCAGGAGUUCCCGCGAUAUCAAAGUACUGUUAUUUAUCCAGAUGACGACUUGACACCAGGAUAUGCUGUCUAUGGACAGAUUUAAAAUAUUUCCAACUUUUCUCAAUAAUUUUCGGGUUUUGAAUAUUAAUGUUCAUAAUAUAAUUAAUUGUUUUUAUCAUAAUACAUGAUUCAUUCACGAUUCCAAAAAGACGGACUAUUUGUCAAGUGUGCCUCCCAGGGGAUCACUGCUAAUCCUCGUUUCAAUCGAAAAGGGUCUUGCGUUCUCCUUCUUCGGGGGUCAUCACUUCUAUGUCUAGCCUACUUUAUUUUCUUCUAUUCACGCAUUUUUUGGCCAUUUCGGCUAGUGUUGAUGAGUAUCGGCUUAUUCAGUAUUUGAAAGAGGUUCGUGAGCAUUUACGAAAAUUUGUCACGUCAAAUUUGAAUUUUUCACGUGGCCUUCAUACAGGAAUUAUUGCGAAGUUGUUUGAAACUUCUAAUAGUUUCACAAAUGUUAAUAGAUGUCUAGUGUGCGUAUUAUUGGGGCACCGGACAGAAAGGGCGCGCUGUUCGCAAUCUGGCCGAAUUUCUAGGCCGCGAAGUAAUUUUAAACUGAAAAUGUGGCCUAACUUUUAAAACUCGGCCCCGAGGUCGCUCAAUUUGCACUGCAAAAAGAGUUUCUCAACAGAGCGCCAUUUCUGUGAGGGGUCCCUAUAAUAUUAGCGAAUUAAUAAAUUUCAGAACUAUGACUCCUUCGAAAGACCUGUUGAAAAUAGUUCUGCUCCAUUGGAUGUCAGCGUUCGAUUCCUUCUCAACCAGAUCCUGGAUGUGGAUGAGAAGAAUCAAGUGAUGUCAAUUCUGGCGUAUAUGGAUUAUGUAGCUAAUAAAAAACACUGCCAAGACUGUUCUCUCCGAUUUCAGCACUGGAACGACUACAAACUGAAGUGGGAUCCAAGCAUGUUUGGAGGUAUCAGAGAUGUCCGAUUCUCAGGCGACGAUGACGCCCAUUUCAAGCUUUGGAGGCCGGAUGUACUAUUGUUCAAUAGGUGAGAAGGUGAAACACACCAGAAGUUUCAAACACGUUUUUUGUAGUGUAUCAGAAUCGUUCGAUUCUACAUACUCAUCAAGAUUUAUUGUUUCUUUCAAUGGAGAUGUUCAACAGAAUCCACCUGGAAUCUUUCGAUUCAUUUGUCAAGUUUGCAACACGCCUAACUUAAGCUCCUCUAAAAUUGUUUCAGAUUGACGUCACUUAUUAUCCCUUCGACCGUCAGACCUGCUUUCUCAAGCUUGGAUCGUGGACUUACAAUGGAAAAUACAUCAACUUGGACUUCCUUCUGAAACCAAUAAUAGGAAUCCAAGGGAACGCGAUCCUUGUGAAGCCAGAGAGAUCUUCAUCAAGUCAAGCUUCUUACUUUGUGAAUGAAUCCAUUGAUCUUCAAGUUUAUCUCCAGAACGGAGAGUGGGAUCUGGAAGGAACUCCUGGGAAGCGAGUUGUCCAAAUGUUCGGAACGGAUGAGUAUCAUGAACUUUAUUUUUAUAUCCACAUUCGGAGAAGGACUUUGGCUUAUGGAAUCAAUCUGAUUAUUCCGUCGCUUGUGAUCUCAAUGAUGACCAUCCUAGGCUUCACUCUUCCUCCUGACGCCUGCGAGAAAAUUACUUUGGGUUUCCUUUACCGCACGGGAAUCUAAAAUGUACUUUGUUCUACAGAAACUACUGUUCUUCUCUCUGUCAUUUUUUUCCUUCAAAUGGUCUCCAGUACAAGUCCACCUCAAUCACAAAGCGUUCCAAUUUUGGGUAUGUCACUUAUAGGAAAUUCAGAGAGAUCACAACAAUUAUCAGCCGCCUUCUUCUCAUGUUGCCUGAUGCUCGUCGCCUGUUCAUGCGUUUUCACCGUCCUAACUUUGUCCCUUCAUCAUAGAAAACCAGAAACGCAUGAGAUGAGCCCAACAGUAAAUCUUACAAUACCAUUCUGUCAUUACUGUAACAUUUUCCAGAUGAGAAAGAUAUUCAUCGACUGGCUGCCAUACAUUCUCUGCAUGUGCAAACCCGAUCAUCCAAAGACGCCCAAGCCAAAAGUCAUUGACAAAUCAAUCCUUCCGGUCCACAGAUUAUCCACAUUCAUUCCUAUGCUCAACUUGCCACGUCUUUCCCAAACGUCAUUUCCGGGCAAGAGUGUUUCUGUUUAUCAGGGUAAGCCGUGACAAGAACUCGUAUAUUGUAGAUCUAGACAAUUGUAGACACGCCAGCCAUUAUCAAGAACACAUCAAGGAUAUGUUCGGAACUUUUGAUAAUAGAGCGAGACAUAGAAAAGAUGGUGAACAAGAUUGAGGAAGACUCGAAGGAAGAGAUGGUUUGAAAAAAUACUUCAUAGCUUUUUCGGACUCUUGACUUCAGCUUCGCUCCGAAUGGAGAUUCGCCGCGAUGGCCGUGGACAGACUCUGUCUGUACGUGUUCUCCGCUUUCAUAACAACAAUUACUUGCGGUCUCAUUGUUCCUCAUAUUAUUGCGAACAUUUGA
Messenger RNA from Caenorhabditis sp. 36 PRJEB53466, 4679 nucleotides. Lineage: Eukaryota; Metazoa; Nematoda; Chromadorea; Rhabditida; Rhabditidae. The record is from the annotation of a GenBank genome assembly.